AUGGCUAAACCUUUAAAUGCAGUUUUGGGCACAUUCUUCUUUUAAUUCUGGAUCUUAUUUAUGGGAUUAGCAGGCUACAUGUUUUACAGAUUGAUUGCUUAUAGAGAAUCUUGGAAUAUUGCCCUAUUUGUUGUGACUAUGAUUUUGCAAUUGAAGUAUGGAAAGUCAGAAGCCUUCAUAAAAUUUUAACUAUGGUUUAAUAUCAUGGAAUGGUUUGACAAGAGAGAAAUAGUGGAAAUGGAGAAACCCAAAAAAAACAAUUCAAUGUUUUGCUUCCAUCCACACGGCAUAUACAGUAUGGGAAUGGUUCAUAAUUUGUAUACGAAGAAUACCUUCUUUGAAAAUUUAAUUGUAUUGAGUUCACGAUUCGCAUUAUCAAUACCAUUUUCGGGACUCCUCCUAACACUAUUUGGAUUGGAAGGAGUGCAUCCAGAGAAUCUCACUAAGUUGUUGAAGAAGGGAUCGAAUGUAGGCAUAAUGGUGGGAGGUUUCGAGGAGGCCACACUCACUAAAUAUGGAGAAAAUAGGGUUUACAUAAAGGAGAGAAAGGGCUUCAUAAAGUAUGCACUGAGAUACGGGACUACAAUCUACCCUGUGUUUACGUUUGGUGAAAAUAAUAUGUUUUAUACUUACAACGGGUUUUAAUCUUUGAGACUUUGGCUUAACAAAUUUAAGUUGAUUGGGACCAUCUAUUGGAGCAGAUUCUUCACAGUGCCUGAACCUAACAUUGAGAUGAUAACAGUUUGUGGUAAAGGAAUAGAAUUGCCUAAGAUUGAGAAUCCAUCAAAAGAAGAUGUGGAUAAAUAUCACCAAAUUUAUAUCCAGGGAUUGAAGGAGUUAUAUGAUACUUAUGCUCCAAAAUACGCGCCAAAAGUACCAUUAUAGAUUUAUUGAAAAUAUAUUGUUUAUGUUUAUGAUAAGUUGAUAUAAUUUGAUUUAA
Paramecium tetraurelia is the source of this 940-nucleotide messenger RNA. RefSeq lists its product as uncharacterized. Lineage: Eukaryota; Ciliophora; Oligohymenophorea; Peniculida; Parameciidae. Gene Ontology annotation, molecular function: diacylglycerol O-acyltransferase activity. The record is from RefSeq and is a predicted model, not a curated record. Gene Ontology annotation, cellular component: endoplasmic reticulum membrane. The transcript has 3 exons. Gene Ontology annotation, biological process: triglyceride biosynthetic process.